Meloidogyne enterolobii is the source of this 849-nucleotide messenger RNA. NCBI's taxonomy places the organism in Eukaryota, Metazoa, Nematoda, Chromadorea, Rhabditida, Meloidogynidae. The record is from the annotation of a GenBank genome assembly.
UUUUUUUUUAAUUUAUUUUUAGAUUUUUCUGGAAUUCUACAAAUGUUUUCUUCAUUUAAGUCAAAAUGGAAAAAAUCUCCAGAUUUAAUAGACAAUUUAGAAAGCGGUUUAACUCCAGAAGAAGUGCAAAAAGAAAGGGCAGAAUAUGUUCAGAAUAUUGGAAUUGAAUAUAGAUAUGGCUGUUAUGAAGAAAAACAGCCAGAAUCUUGUCAACUUCUCGGAGAAUAUUUCGAAGCUAUUGAAAAGAAAUAUGAUGAGGCUUUUAAACUUUUUGCUGAAAAUUGUGAGAAAAGGAAAUGGCCAAGAAGUUGUUACAAAUAUGCUACUUAUUGUCUUGCUGGGAAAGCAACAGAGCCGAGUUAUGAAAAGGCCUUUCCUCCUUUAGAAAUUGCCUGUAACGGAAAUAUUCCAAAAGCCUGUAAACGACUUUCCCAACUUUACUGGAUGGCCGCUUCUGCUCCAAAUAAUCAACCAAAUACUUCCAAAGCUGUCGAAUUAAUGAAAAAAUCAUGUGAAUUGGAGGAUUAUCAAUCUUGUUGGACUCUUAGCAAUUGGUAUUUGGGCCCAGAUGCAAAAUUCGCCAAAAUAAAAACAAAAAGAGGAAUUACAAGAGAAACAAAUAUUGGCGAAACUGGUUCUAUCGAAAAAGACGCAAAUAAAGCUUUGGAAUAUGGAUUGAUUGCUUGUGAUAAUGGAAAUGUUUUGGAGGCUUGUUCAAACGUUGCUAGAAUGUAUUAUAUUGGUGAUGGAAUCCCCAAAGAUAUUGAAAAAGCAAAACAUUACAAAGAAAGAGCAAAAGAAUUAAAAUUAAUGUUGAGAAAAGGAUGGACACCUGGAUUGACUGGAUAA